AUGGAUAAUCCACUAACCUCUGCGGAGGUCUUUCAACUCAACUCCGUCUCUGGUGGGUUGAGACCGGGAACCAUUUCCUUCAAGACACUGACGCUGCAGAGCGACAAGUACGUUUGCAUCCGCGAUGUGCAACCUGAUGGUCAAACCUCUCUUGUUAUCGUGGAUCUCGGGAAGCGGGAGAGCAUGCGCAACAGUAUACGUGAUGCGGAGUCAGCCAUCAUGAAUCCUAUGGCAAAGAUUCUUGCACUCCGCAGCGGCCGCAACUUGCAGAUAUUCGACGUGGACGCGGCUAAUCGUCUCAAGGUGGUUGUGUUCAACGAGGACGUGGUCUAUUGGUGUUGGAUUGAUGCUCGCACUGUAGGUAUCGUCUCUAAUACCGCAGUGUAUCACUGGAGUCUGGACACAGCUGCCGAUGCUCCACCGCAGUUGGUCUUCUCGCGGGCCCCUGAGUUUGACGCCUCGUUUCAGGUUCUUAGUUACCAGACAGAUGAGCAGAAGAAGUGGUUGAUGCUUUGUGGUGUUAUGCGAACUGCCGAGGGUAUGGUGGGGAAAACACAACUCUUCAGCGUCGAAAACAAUAGUGGCCGUGUGCUUGACGGUCACAGUGGAACAUUCAUUUCCACCAACACCCCGACAGACCCACGCUCAUGCAAUUUGAUGUGCCUCGCUUGGAACAACCCCUCCACAGGUGGGAAAAUUUUGAUCAUGGAGCUUCCUACAGGAUCCAAAACGGAUCUCACAGUUCAGCGCCGUAUGAUCGAUGUCCCCUUUGCUCAGGGUGACUUUCCCGUUGCGACACACGUCUCACCACGACACAAACUCCUCACCGUUGUGACAAGCCGUGGUAGCGUGGUGCUUAUGGACCUCUUCACUGGAGUGGUCAUUAAGACUCACCAACUUCCGAACAAUACCAUUUUCUGCGGGACACCCUACACGAAGACUGGUGGUAUCCUGUGCGUGAACAACGCGGGCUCCGUGUUCCACGUGUCUCCAAACGACAAUACGAUCGUUCCCUUUGUGAAAAACCAAUUGCAAAAUGCUGAUCUGGCCCUUCGCAUUGCCGGCUCUGCUAACCUGGGAGGUGUGGAUGACCUGUACAGGGUUCAGCUGGAUAACCAGCUUCGUGCUGGGAACAUAGAGGAGGCGGUGCGCACAUGCCUACGUGCACCAAACAACGCCUUGCGUGGUCCCGAUAUUCUUUCUCGCUUCCAACUUAUGCCGCCGAUUCCGGGGCAGCAGCCCGCAAUCUCCACCUACUUUAAGGUGGCAGUUGCCGAAACCACUCUUAACGCGCAUGAGUCAGCAGAACUUGCCCGUGCCGUUAUACCGAAGGGUGGUGUCGACUACGUGAAGCAACAGUAUGCUGCUGACAAACUAACCGCCUCCGAGGAACUUGGUGAUCUUAUGUCAGCGGCGGACCCAGAGCUUGCCAUCAAAAUCUACCACAAGGCGGAGGCACACGCAAAGGUUGUUGGUGUCCUCCUUCAACGCAACGAGACACAGAAGGCUGUUGAGUACUGCAAACGCGCUGGGUUCACCCCCAACUGGCGCGUCAUCUUGAACAACGCAAUACACGUCAACCCGCAAGGUGCCGUGGGCCUCGCGCAAGUAUUGCACCGUGACAUGGGUGACGCGCCUGUCGUUGACCCCAUCGAAGUUGUGGAUAUGUUCGUGACCGCUCAGCACAUCCAGCAAGCAACCGAGUUCGUUCUGGAAGUCCUUCGUGAUAACACUGGAGAGAAUACAAAGGAUCUCCAAACGAAGCUUCUAGAGAUUAACCUGAAGCAUUCCCAUCCGUCGGUUGCGGAGAAGAUCUUUGCUCGCGGUGUGUGUGUUCACUUUGAUGCCAUGUUGCUGGCGCCCCUCUGUGAACGCGCUUCCCUUCCGCAGCGCGCUAUUGAGUGCUAUGUAAUGGCCCAGAGGAUGGACCCGGGCAUUGACAACCUUGCUAACAUUCGUCGUUGCUUUUCUAAUGCCCAAGUGCUCAGCCCUGAUUGGGUUAUCGAGUUCUUCGGCAAACUGAGCCCAGGAGACAGCAUGAAGUGCCUAGAGGACCUUCUUGCUAACCAUCACCAGAACUUCAAAAUCAUUGUGCAGGUUGCAACAAAGUACAAUGAAGCGCUCGGUGCGGACAAACUAAUUAACGUGUUCCUCGAGCGGAAACUGUUUGAUAUUCUGUAUUAUUACCUUGGCGCUGUGGUACCGUACACUCGUGAUCCAGAGGUGCACUUCCGCUAUAUUGAGGCAGCGGCUGAAGUUGGGCAGGUGCAGGAACUCGAGCGCAUGACACGUGAGAGCCCGUGUUAUGACCCUGAGCGCACGAAGAACUACCUGAAGAACAAGAAAAUGACAAACCUUUGGCCCCUUAUCAACGUCUGUGACCAGCACAAUUUUGUUGAUGAACUGAUUCGUUAUCUGAUUGACACAAACAAUGAAGCUCUUAUUGAGCAGUACGUGCAGCGCCGCAACCCGCUGAAAACACCCGCGGUAGUCGGUGCGCUUAUUGACUGUAACGUGCAAGAGGACUUCAUUAAGAACAUCCUAAACUCAGUGGGUACAAUGUGCCCGAUUGCAGAACUUGUCGAUGUCGCUGAAGAGCGCAGUCGGCUUCGCCUCAUUGGACCCUGGUUGGAAGCCCGACUUGCGGAAAAAAAGACGGAUACCGCCCUUCAUAAUGCUAUUGCAAAACUCUUGGUCAUCAGUGGUAACUUACCCGAGAAGUUCAUUGAGGAGAACGACUACUACGAUCCAGUGGUCAUGGGUAAGUACUGCGAGGAUCGCGACCCCAACCUGUCCUAUUUGGUUUAUCGCAAGGCUAAGAUGAGCACCGAACUGGUUGAGAUCACAUCGAAGAAUGGCAUGUGGAAGCAACUUGCUCGCUACCUUGUAAAACAACAGGACCCUGCACUUUGGGCGUCUGUGCUCACGGAAAGCUCGAUCAACCGAGACCGCCUCGUUGAGGCGGUUCAACAAACUGCACUUCCCGAGUCUGAGGUAACGGAGGAGGUGAGCACCACUGUGAAGGCGUUUAUGGAUGCGGAGCUGACGGAGGAACUGACCUCUAUACUAGAUCAGAUCGUCGUCCGUGGCCGCUUUAGGAAAAACCGCUAUUUGGAGAAUCUCCUUAUUAUGUCCGCUGUCCGCGCAUCCAAGGCAAAGGUUAUGGAGUAUGUAACCACUCUUGACAGCUACGAUGCGAAGGAAAUCGCUGGCAUCGCUACCGCAGCAGAGCUGCACGAGGAAGCGAUGACCGUUUAUGACAAGUUUGAAAUGAGGAUGGAGGCUGCCACCGUUUUACUCCGCGAUUUGAAGGACCUUCCUCGUGGUCGGUUGUACGCUCAGAGGUGCAACCUACCUGCUGUAUGGACAGUUUUGGGAGAAUACCUCCUCGCCGCCGGUGAGGUGCGUGAAGCCAUUGAGGUCCUCAUUCGCGCGAAGAAUCCCAACUACGUUGAUGCUGUCACUGCUGCAGCGGAGCGCAGUAACCAAUUCGGGGACCUCGUCAAGUAUCUCAACAUGGCACGCCAGGAGUCCACUUCGAACGACAAUAAGAUUGAGUCGGUUUUGUUGCUAACGUACGCCAGAACUGGACGCCUGUCAGAAUUGGAAGAGUUGCUGCAAAACACGCACAAUGUACAGAUUCAACCUGUGGCUGACAAGUGCUUUGAAGAUGGGUACUAUGAUUCAGCGCGUCUGCUCUACUCCAUGAGCAUGAACUUCCAUAAAUUGGCCCUUACGCUUGUGCGCAUGAACAACCUUGCUGAGGCUGUGGACGCUGCGCAGAAGGCCCAGUCCCGCAGCACAUGGGAUGCGGUUAACCAUGCCUGUAUUGAGGCCAACGAUGUAAGGCUUGCUGCUAUUUGCGCGGUUCCCCUCGUUCUACAGGUGGAAUCUCUGCAAGAUGUCGUGAACCGGUACGAGGCAUACGGUCUUUAUGAUGAACUGUUCGCUGUUCUCAAGAGUGCCUCAACUAACUCUGGCGCGCACAUGGGCAUUUUCACUGAAAUGGGACUACAGCUUGCCAAGUAUAAACCCGAGAAACUCUUGGAGCACGUGCACAUGUACUCAAAGAAGAUUAACGCACACAAGUUGAUCUCCGUUUGCGAGGAAUACCACCACUGGUUGGCCCUGCGUGUGCUCCACGUCGGCAACGAGGACUGGUUGGCUGCGGCGAAGACGAUGAUGUGUCAUUUUGCUGAUGCCUUCGAUCAUGAUGUGUUCAAGGACGUUGCAAGCCAUCUGGGUGCUAGCGAUUUUGUAUAUAACGCGAUUUCGUUCUACGUCAAUACGUGCCCUCAAAACCUGUGCGACUUUCUGACGAGCAUGUUCAAGGUGCUUGACCCCGACCGUGUGCUCCGUGAGGUGAAAAAUGUUGCCCCGAUUCACCUGAUUCUGCCAUACCUCGAAUCCGCACAACCGCGCAACUCCCGGUUGAUCAACGAUGCUCUGAACGAUCUGUACGUGGAGGAAGAAAAUUUUGUGGCCUUACGUAACUCUGUAGAGAACUACAACAACUUCGACUCUGUGGAGUUGAGCGCACGGCUGGAGAAGAUGGAGUUGUUUGAGUUCCGCAAGAUUGCUCUCUUCCUCCACCGCCGUCACAAGGCCUUUGACCACGCCCUUGCGGUGGCCAAGGAGAAUAAGCUCUUCCAGGAGGCCAUUGACACGGCUGUCGAAAGCGCCGAUCCAAAGGUUGUGGAGGAGCUUCUUGACUUCUUUGCAGUUGAACGACCAGAUUCAUUCGUUUCCUGCCUUUACGCCUGCUAUGACUACUUGUCUCCGGACGUGGUUCUUGAGAAGGCUUGGCUAAACAACCGUAUCAAUAUUGCCAUGCCGUACCUCAUUCAGGCCAUCCACGACUUCACUCAGCGGGUAUCACGCUUGGAAAAGGGCGCUAACGACGGCAUGCAGCCAUCAAAAGAUGGAUCUCGUCGUGGUGGUGUUCCUGGGUAUGCGGGUGGUAAUGACCCACUGAUGAUUCAGGCAGGCCCAGCACAGCCCAUGGGAGUUCCGAUGCAUAAUGUGAACAUCCACCCGCAACCGGGCUACGGUGGCGUGCCCGGUCAGGGAUAUGCUGGAGGGAUGGGAAACCCUAACAUGAUGCCAUACUGA
Trypanosoma brucei brucei TREU927 is the source of this 5112-nucleotide messenger RNA. RefSeq names its product clathrin heavy chain. Gene Ontology annotation, molecular function: structural molecule activity; clathrin light chain binding. Gene Ontology annotation, cellular component: clathrin coat of coated pit; clathrin coat of trans-Golgi network vesicle; clathrin complex. Gene Ontology annotation, biological process: receptor-mediated endocytosis; intracellular protein transport. Lineage: Eukaryota; Euglenozoa; Kinetoplastea; Trypanosomatida; Trypanosomatidae. The transcript has a single exon. The coding region runs from base 1 to 5112 and encodes 1703 amino acids. The record is from RefSeq and is a predicted model, not a curated record.